CGUUACUCUGGCGAUCUCGUAGAUGGCGACAUUAACUCUUUAACACUACAGCACAACUUCAAAUUUGGAAGUGUUUUUACGACCGAACGGAGACGUCGGAAAGACGGUUCUUGAAGGUUCGCUGGUGAAAAAUGUGUUAAGAUUAAAUGUGUAGUAACGGGACAGCCUGCUAACGGUUCUUCUGCCUGCAUUCGUGCAUGUGAAACGCAUGACACAGCACUCCUGGCUUUGAAAAAGUCGCAGCAUCAGUGUCCUGCAGGGGCAGAAUACACCCGAAUACACCCCGCUGCAGUCUGCAGAGCAUCCGCACUCACAGCAGGCUUGGUGGUCUCCUAAAGCUACUCAGUAUAUUCUGGAAAAAAGGCGACACAGGUCAGCUGUCGUUUCCCUGUCAGCAUCAGGAUGGCUCAUGAAGAAAAGAACCCGCUGCCUCCAGCAGGGACCCUCUCUGAGGGACAGCGACAGUCCCUCUUUAAGAUGGAGCCCAAGACUCUAGGGGCAAUCCAGAUUGUUAUCGGGAUUUUGAUCCUUUGUCUGAGCGCGUCUGUGCUCCAGGUUCACGAAGUCCACUUUACCGGAGAUGUGGCUCUGUUCCUCAUCGUUGUCAUACAGGUGACUGUGUCUGGGUCAGUGCUGGUCCACAGUGGGAGGAGACCUACUCUUUUCUGGGUGAAAUGUGUCCUGGUGCUUCAUCUCAUCAGUGCUGCGUUUGCCACCGCUGCCCUGGGUCUAAUGUCCAAGCACCUCCCCUACCGCCAGGACUCUUACCACUGUGAACACUGCCGUAAACUGGAGCUACAUGCUGUGCAACAUUGUUUCAGGAAAUGCACCGGGCUGAUCGAGCAAAAGUGUAAACUAUUGAUUGAUGGUAUUCUGGGAACACUGGUUAUAUUCCUGGUGCUUGAGCUGCUAAUCUGCAUCACUGCCAUGCUGUUUGGUCUCAGCGUCCUAGCUGCUGGUGGCAGCCAGGCCCCCAGUGAGAGACCCGUCUAUCCACAAACUCGCCCCCCACCUGUCCCAGCUAUGGAGACUGUUCAGGCCGUUCAGUCUGCUCGAGCUGCUGCUGAGCCAACUCAGCAGGUGGCUGUAGUUGUGACAGAACCUGAUUCAGAGCAGGUAGAGGACAUCUCCACCCCACCCACUGAACCCCAGGUGGAGCCAAUAGAAACCACAGAACCCUGAACUCAGCACACAGAGCUCACAGUGGUGUCAUGUCAGUCACAAGAGACAGCUUACAUCUGAGUGUCAACAGGGAAGCCAUAUUCCGUAUGUUAUGCGUUUGGAAAAUAAAUGUGAAUGUUUAACAAGUUUCUGGCAUGUUUGAUCACAGCAUCAGUGUUAGUGCUGCUGUCCCUACAGUAUACUAUGGUGUAGUUGUGAAAUGGAACAGUUUUAUUACUAAUGUUGACAUGGUAGCACUUUAUAAUAAUGUCACACUAUUAAGCCUUAUUAAGGUAUUAACAAGUGAGUAAUUCAUCAUUUACACAGCAUUACUGCGCCGUAGUAUGCCAUUUAUACUUCUAUCAAUAUCAAAACGCUACAUGACUUAGUAGAUUAAUAAAGUUGUGAAAUAUAAAGAACAGAAUUGGUCGAUAUUAUAAAAGCAGCGAUUUUAGCCCACUGUCAGUAAUACUGUGUUCGACUGCCCCAGCACUCUCAUCCUGCUUGUAACUCAGGGUUUCUCUCAUCAGCUGCUGACGUGUAAGCCUCUUACUUACUUAUGCACUGAAAUGUUCUCCAAUGAGAACUCAAAGAGAGAAAUAUCUCUAAAAAUAUAACGGUCAUAAUGCUGUUCUCAUCAUUGUUUAUUGUUUUUGGCAAAUUAGGGACAAAGAUGAGGUUUUCAUAAAAUCCGAGCAGUUGGAACUCAAGUCGUUAAAUCCACAGGACACAUAUGUGUAUCUCCACAGUUAUUUUAGCAGAUCAAACCUAUCUGACACUGCUUUCAUGUAUGGCUUCUUAGUCCUGUUGUCAUUCUUUGUUCAAACCACUAUAAUAUAGAAUUAAUUGUAAAUGAAUGUAUGAAAACUUUAAUCUCACUGAAAAUAAAAUUACUGCUGCACAGAUAAAUCGCUCUCUAAAGCUUAGCUUGAAAUGUUGAAUUGUUACUAAUGAUUUUUUUUUUUAGCACAAAUCUGCUGAAUCCAAAGCGGGGUUGUUCUGUCGAGUCUACAGAUUGUAUAUUAAUGGAAUAUUAACCACAGCCUUGUCUUUUUUUUCUAUAUAAUUUUUAGAUCAUUGUGAAUCUUCCUUAGCAUGCACACAUAAGGCCACAUUCAAUUCUGCUAAAUAAAGUCAAGCUUUGUUUUA
Molecule: messenger RNA, 2310 nt
Organism: Oreochromis niloticus (Nile tilapia)
Lineage: Eukaryota; Metazoa; Chordata; Actinopteri; Cichliformes; Cichlidae
Exons: 9
Coding region: 403-1182 (259 amino acids)
Cellular component (GO): membrane
Source: RefSeq, a predicted model, not a curated record